UUCUGCAAACUACAUCCCUCUUUCUCUGUAUCUAUCUUUUGCAUUCUCUCCUCCCUCCCCCGAGAAAACGGAACUGCGGGGAUUUUCCAUGACUGCGCCAAUAUUUUCCGUCACUUUCUUGAAAAAGUUUCGAUACUGUCUCCUCUUUCCCUUCCCUUCUCAUCCGCUGAUUCCUCACUUUUCUGAUUCUUCCGCGGUAGAUUUUGAUGAGCCCAAGAGUUAGUUAGGUUUGCGAGAGCAUCGCGAUUUUGGUAGAUAGAGAGAAGAGAUUCUUCUUUAGGUUUUUUUUUUUUGCCGCGUUUUACUUAUGGGAUUGGAGAUGGGGAGAGUCGAUCGAGACGACGAUCGGACGUUCAAGGUGAACUUCAGCGCGGACGGAGUGGCGAAGCUCAGGGAGAGUGUGAAGGAGAAACUCAAGGAAUUCAUGGGGGAUUCCACUGAUGACACUCUUGUGGAAUAUGUUAUUGUGUUAUUGAGGAAUGGUAGGCGCAAAGAACAAGCAAGGAAUGAAUUGAAUGUUUUUUUGGGGGAUGACAGUGAUUCUUUUGUAUCCUGGCUGUGGGAUCAUCUAGAUUUGAAUUUAGUUUUAUAUGUACAACCUGAAGAAUCGCAGGGUGAAACUCCUAAAAGAAAGCUUAUAUCAGAGGGCCAAACUGGGGGCGAUGGUUUUCAGCAUUUGAAUUCACAGUCAGGAAGAAGAAAAUCUAACAAGUUAUCUAGAAAUCGGCAUAACAAAUAUUGGAAAGGAUUGGUGAAGGGAGAAGAUGAACCAACUCCCAUUCGAAGCUCCGAGAUUGACAAUGUUCAUUUGGAGGAAAAAACCCGACCUCAAGUCAAUUGUGGACCAAGGUCACUAUCUCCUAAACCUCCAGUUCAGAGGAAAAGGGGCCGAGCUGAUGACCACCAAAGGACAAAGAGGGAUGUUGUCUCACAAGUAAAUAUUGCUGCUCCUCGAAGGCUGCUUCAAUUUGCAAUGCGAGAUGCAGUGGCUACUUCAAAGAAAAACAAGUCGGGCAUGUCAGCGGAGCCUUCCUUGAAACGUCUUCGUUCUGUAGUUUCUACAUCCUCCAGCGUUUCAUCUUUGGUUGAACGUCCGCAGCGGAUGCAGCCUGCUUGCAUGGUGCCAAAUCAAAUGGCUACAGUGAUUAAGGCUGUGGCUGAAGCUGCUGAAGAUGUGAUAAAAUCCAAAUCUUCAGUAAGUGUCUUUGAUAGGCUCAGUUGUGGUAUGAAUCCAUCAUAUGAUAACAACCAACUUGGAGAUAAUUAUCAACAUCAGGAGCAAAACCAAUCUUUGUAUCUUCAAAAAACUGAUUACAAUGGGCAGUAUGCUGCAAAUACAACUAUGGUGGAACAUGAAACUGGUUUUGCUUCGGAUUCUACUUCAGAUAAUGAAGAGUUUGAUGAUAUAAACGUCAUGGGUCGUGGGGCGACUGGAGCUUCUCAUAUCAGCUCCUGUGUUGAAAACAGGGGCAAUGACUCACUAAUGGUGCAGUAUAGUGAGGCCAGAAAUGCUGAUGAUAGUUUGCAUCUAAAACGGAAUAGAGAACAGGAGCAACCUACUGCUGGAGUUAACACUUCUCAUAAAGUACUGAAUAUUUCUGUUAAUGUAAAUACUUGGAAGCCGCCACAAUAUCCGGAACCAAGAGAGGUUGCUGAAGUAGGUCUUCAUAAAACUUUACACUAUGAAAAAGGAGCUCCCAGAUCUAGCUUGCAACCACUUAAGGAGAAUGCAAACAAUCUGAAAAUUAGUAUUGGGAAUGCAAAUCAUGUCCCUGAUGUUCAGAAAGAGUCUAGCAAGGCACAGUUUUCUACUUCUGGUUCUAGUGCUGCUGGUCGUCCUACAGAAGAUGUUGAUUCCAGAACCAUUUUUAUUAGCAAUGUUCAUUUUGCUGCUAGCAAAGAUGGUCUGUCUCGACAUUUUAAUACAUUUGGGGAAGUGUUAAAAGUGAUUAUAGUUACUGAUGCGCCAACUGGGCAACCAAAAGGGGCAGCUUAUGUUGAGUUCAUACGAAAAGAAGCAGCAGAUAAUGCCUUAUCUCUGGAUGGCACUUCUUUCAUGUCACGGAUUCUCAAGGUUGUUAAGAAAAGUGAUGUACAUCAAGGAUCAGCCCCAACCAUAGCCAGGCCACGCAUUGUUAGGGGAUCUACAUUUCCUUCUGCUAGGUUUUCCAGACUUCCCUUUGCAAGAGGUAUUCCAGGUGCAUUUAGAACCCGGCCCACUAUUAAAUUGGGUGCAAGGAGCUUACAAUGGAAGCGGGAUGCUCAGGUUAGUCCAUCUUUGAAACCCGGCAGUAUUGCUGCUCCUGCAGCUCGUGGUCUCACCUAUGUCAGAACAGAAUCUACUAAGCCAGAAGGCAGCUUGGGUGCGAUGUAGUCCAAUUCUUAAGAAUCACAGUGUCUUCAUUUCCGAUGGCAUAAAAAUUGGUAAAUAUAUAUUUUACUGUAAUGAGACGGCUGAUGUUUUCGAAUUUUCUUCAGUACAUGGAGGUGGAAAUUUUAAUAUCUAGAUGUUUUAGUAGGUAGUAGAUGAGGUUUAUAAUGUCUUUUUUCUGUCUCUGGUUGUUGAAGCUACGGACGGGGACGACGUCGAUUUUAUUGGAAUGAAGAUGAGAAGAAUGUAAUGGAAAUAUCCGGGGAUUGUCCGUACAGUUGAAAUGUGUGGUUGGGGUGGACCCUGGAUAGUCUUUAUCCACUUUUUGAAAGGAAGUGUUACCGGUGAAAGAAUAAUGAUAAAAAAGAGAGAUAAAAGUUGAGUUUCAUUUAUUUCAUUGUUUCAUAUAGUUAAAUAUUUUAUAUUCUGUGAUGUUACAAUCGUGUACUGGAAGUUGAUGAUACUUUGUUAUUCUAUUCCCUAUAAUCUUAGAAUAUUUUUCGCGGUGAAUCAGUAGUUAAGCUCCAUGUCUUGGUAACUUGAUCUAUUCGUUUUCCAGUGGAAAAGCGCUCAGGUAAUUAGCCAAUAAUAUAAUAAUAAUUAGCCAAUGUGUAAGGUAAAACGAUUAUAAAUUUAUAAAUUUGUAGCUUUGGGAUUUUUCAGUUUUCGUAUCUACAUUAUGGCUGGUAAACGUUCAAUACCACAAUCGGGUCAUCUAGAAAACAAAGCUAAUAACAAUGGGUCAUUUAGAAAAUAAAGCUGAUAACAAUCCAAAUGAGAGUUCAAUAAGAAAUGAAUGAGAUUCCACAACGUUGAGGUUCAUGGUUGCUUUACUUAUCAGCUUAAGGAUUUUGAUAUUGAGUAUCAAUGCCUUCAGAGGAGAUGUGUAUCACUGUUUAGGAGGAAGAACUUUGUGAGGAAGAAGGGAAGACUUCUACAGUGAAUAUCUUAGGAUCAAAUCUUCUCCUGGAGGUAUCAAAGUUUUGUGGCCUUGUGAUGAAGAGAUUGCAUUUGGUGCCGAUAAUAGGAUUGUUCACUCUAGGGGCGGUGAUGGAGGUUCAAGUGAUGCUCCUUAGAUUUAAUUCUGUCGAUUUCCUUAUUUUUCUUUUACCUAUGGGUUGGAAUGCCAACCUAGAUUGAUGUAUUAAAAACAAUUUGUUUCUAUUUUUAAUGCACUUUCAUUUUUCUUCUCAAUUUACUUUUGUGAUUAGUGCGCUUUCUAUUUUUGUUUCUAUUUCGACUAUUUUAAUUUUUUUUCCUUUUCUGCUGGCUUGUUUUCUUUAGUUUUUAUCUAUAUGAAUUGAGCCUCUGGUUUGUUUGUUCUGUCAUGUUGGGGUAGAACUCUGCCCUUCCUAAUCUUGUAGCUGGGAGAUGGGACUUUUGUCUGCCUAGUCCCAUAAUUCGGGGAUAGGACUUUUACCUUCCUAGACUCGGAUUUACGAGAUAGAAUUUUUGUUUGCGUAGUCCUGGAAUGGGGGGAUACGUCUGUUGUCUCCCUAGUCUUAGAUUUACAAGAUAGGACUUUUGUCUUCCUAGUCCGGAAUGGCGGGAUAGGACUUUUGUCAUUUGUUGGAAUUAAAGGCAUACUGGAGUAGUAUAUAUUCCUCUUCAUUCAUUGCUUUAACGAUUACAACGACACAAACAACUUAAGCUAACUAUAGUACUUCUUCAACUUGAUGGCGUUCCACAUUCUGGGGAUGGGGGAUUGAUCGAAGUGCUGAAGUGUGUGCUCCAUGACCAGUUUUUCCAAUGAUAAGAAAAGGUCCUUCCUAGUUGGGUGCUAGCUUUCCUUGUUUGUGAUGCAUUUUUGUGUCUUAUAUUAUCUCUUUGCAGAACCAAGUCUCCUACUUCAAAGCUCUUACAAAUGACUUUCUUGUUGUAUCUAGCUGCAACUCUUUGUUUUCAUGCUAUGUUGAUGAUAUUGUUCAUUUCUCUUA
Molecule: messenger RNA, 4308 nt
Organism: Gastrolobium bilobum
Lineage: Eukaryota; Viridiplantae; Streptophyta; Magnoliopsida; Fabales; Fabaceae
Product: nucleolin 1-like
Exons: 9
Coding region: 308-2374 (688 amino acids)
Biological process (GO): mRNA processing; regulation of mRNA stability
Cellular component (GO): cytoplasm; nucleus
Molecular function (GO): poly(A) binding
Source: RefSeq, a predicted model, not a curated record